AUGUUAUUUAGGUUCCAUAUAUAUAUUUUGUGGAUCUAAUUGGAGAAUCUUAUGCAGCUAGCAGCACCUGACAGGCUUCUCCUGUCUUUCACCUGUGAGAAUCUCAGGGCACCUGUAAAUGGCGGCUUUGUACCUGUCUGCACUGCCCCAGGCUGAGGUGACCUUUGAGGAUGUGGCCGUGCUUCUCUCUCGGGAAGAGUGGAGCCAUCUGAGCCCUCAUGAUAGGGGCCUCUACAGGGAUGUGAUGCUGGAAACUUACGGAAAUCUCAUCUCCCUGGGAGCUGUAUCUGCAGGUCCCAAACCCAGGGUGAUUGCACAGCUGGAAAAAGGAGAUGAACCAUGGGUCCUGGAUAUUCAGGGUGCCAAGGGGAGAGAGCAGUUGAGAAUCCAUGGCUCAGCUCAUGGAACAAGGAAUGAGUACAAGGUGUUGACUUCAGGGAAAAUACUUGGUGGGGAAGAACUGGACCCACUCAGGGAAACUGUUUCUUUGAGAUUUGAACAAGAAGAAGCUCAUGAGCUCGUCAGGGAACCAGAGAAGAACACAGACAAGCUAGGAGAGCAGAGAAAACCCAGGCCCAUAACAAUGACAAAGGAUGAGGAGUCUGGGGAAAGUCUUAUGUUGGGCUCAAGUCUUAUUCUUGAUCAGAGACCUCACAAAUGUGAUAUAUGUGAGCAAAGUUUUGAACAAAGAUCAUACCUCAAUAAUCAUAAACGUGUACACAGGUCAAAAAAACUAAGUAUAAUUAAUGAUUCUGGGGAAAUUGUCAGUACUAAUUUAAUUGUUCAAGAAGAACUUAAAAUCCCUUUUGGGAAAAAGUUGCAUUAUUGUGAGUACUGUGGGAAAGCCUUUAGGUAUAGUGCUAACCUUGCCAAACACCAGCGGCUUCACAGUGAAGAGAAGCCCUACAAGUGUGAUGAGUGUGGGAAAGCCUUCAGCCAGAGCUGUGAGUUCAUAAAUCACCGAAGGAUGCACUCUGGUGAGAUCCCCUACCGCUGUGAAGAGUGUGGGAAAACAUUCAAUCGAAGACCCAACCUCAUGAAACAUCAGAGAAUUCACACAGGAGAGAAGCCCUACAAGUGUGGUGAGUGUGGGAAGCACUUUAGUGCCUACUCUUCUCUCAUCUAUCAUCAGAGAAUCCACACUGGAGAGAAGCCCUAUAAGUGCAGUGACUGUGGGAAAGCCUUCAGUGACAGCUCCAUCCUUAUCCGACAUCGUCGGACUCACACCGGAGAGAAGCCAUUUGAGUGUAAAGAAUGUGGCAAAGGCUUUACCCAAAGUUCUAACCUUAUUCAACAUCAAAGAAUCCACACUGGAGAGAAACCCUAUAAAUGUAAUGAGUGUGAGAAAGCCUUUAUCCAGAAAACAAAACUUGUCGAACAUCAGAGGAGCCACACUGGAGAAAAGCCCUAUGAAUGUAACGACUGUGGCAAGGUCUUUAGUCAGAGUACUCACCUCAUUCAGCACCAGAGGAUCCACACAGGAGAAAAGCCCUAUAAGUGCAGUGAGUGUGGGAAGGCCUUUCAUAACAGCUCCAGACUCAUCCACCAUCAGAGGUCACACCAUGGAGAGAAACCAUACAAAUGCAGUGAUUGUAAGAAAGCCUUUAGUCAGGGCACUUACCUCAUCCAGCACCAGAGGAUUCACACUGGGGAGAAGCCCUAUAAAUGCAGUGAAUGUGGAAAGGCCUUCCGGCACAGUUCUAAUGUAUUUCAGCAUCAAAGGAUUCACCUUCGGGAAGAUUUCACCAUGUGAUAGGGUAGGAGGGUCUAUAAGUCCUACUGUGUACCUCUUCCAUGUGACCAAACCUUCCAAUUUAUUUA
Sorex fumeus (smoky shrew) is the source of this 1821-nucleotide messenger RNA. It is a transcript of the gene ZNF34, whose product is annotated as zinc finger protein 34. Gene Ontology annotation, biological process: regulation of DNA-templated transcription. Lineage: Eukaryota; Metazoa; Chordata; Mammalia; Eulipotyphla; Soricidae. The coding region runs from base 119 to 1753 and encodes 544 amino acids. The transcript has 5 exons. Gene Ontology annotation, cellular component: nucleus. The record is from RefSeq and is a predicted model, not a curated record.